AGGGGUCCUUCGUUUAGCGCCAGAUUCAGUUCUUUCUCAGUAGUAUUUUGAAGAAACGAGGAUAGCUAGCUGGAGAAGUCCCUGAAAUCAUCAAGUAAGAUCUGCUUUUUUUAUCGGGAAAGGCUUGAUCUUAAAAUUCCAGGAAAUGGAUGGUGAUGAUGACCUGGACCUUCUAACAGAGCUGCUGGCUGAGAACGAGGCUGGAGAGGAGCAGCAGGCUAGCCAGGAAGCGGAGGACAACCUAGAUGACCUGUUUGACAACGAUGAUGAUGAUGAAGAGUACAGGGAGGGACUGGAGGGAGAGGGUGGGGAGAGGGAGGAAGAGGAUGGAGCCGUUGCCCUCUUUGGAGAUGUGGAUGGCAUUGAAGAGGAGGAAGAAGUUGAAACACAGCCGUCUGUAGGGGAGGCUCCGGACAACCUCAAUAAAUCCCAAGAAGAUUUACAAGAGGAGCUGAGGUGUAUGCAGGAGCAGAUGCAGAGGCUGCAGCAGCAGCUAGAGGCCUCCCAGAAGAGCUCUACAGCCACCUUUACCACAAACAGCAUCCCAGGAACAAAGGCACCUUCUAAAGCGAACACUCCCUCACAGGGUCCCCCCAAACAGAGCUCCUCCAAGCCAGUUCGUCCCACACAGAAGACCAAGCCCCAAGCAGGUAAUACUUUCAUAUGUUUUUUUGUGUUUCCAUUGUGUUUCAGGAUGUAUUCUCAUCAAAUAGGAAMGCCCUCGUCUGCCCCAGAMCGAGGAGACGGCACCAAGCUACAGGAGUCCUCCGACUUCACCGCUCAGCUCAACAACGCUGACCUGUUCAAACGCAAAGGUCAAAGGACAGCUCACCAGGUCCAGCCYAGCGCUACAGCAGCCGCUACAGACACCAGAGGKCCACUGGUGGAGAUUAAGACUCACAGCUCCUUCCAGCCAAUAGCAAGCAGUAGUAGGACCAACAGUACCCUACGUUCAUCGCUACCUUCCCAGUCCAAUGCUGCUGCGGCCCUGUCCGCCGUACGACAGGCCAACCCCCUUCCAUCUCUCCCUAAAGACGUCGCCAUCGAGAAGUACUCUGGACUGCGGCUGAGGCGACCACGCGUGUCCUCCACGGAGAUGGACCGUAAGAUGGCCGACCGCAAGCUGAUUCGGCUCUCCCAGUUGCCUGAGCGCCUGGCCCGGGAGAAGCUGGAGGAGUGCGACUGGGUCACCUUCGCUGUGCUGGUCAACAAAGCCACACCACAGAGCAACAGCAGUGUUAAGACGUUCAGCAUCUGGACGUCUGACCUCCAUGACCUGGAAGUGUACGUGUCUCUCUUCCUGUUUGAGGUGCAUAAGGAGCACUGGAAGACUGAGCCAGGCACCGUCAUGGGCAUCCUCAACCCCAACCCCAUGAAGGCCAAAGACGGAUAUGACGGGUGUCUCUGUCGGUGGGACCACCAUCAGAAGGUGUUGUUGAUGGGGGAGGCUCAGGACAUUGGCACCUGUAAGGCAGCCAAGAAGAACGGAGACCCCUUCCAGAUUGUCAACCUGUAUGAGUGCCAGUACUGCCAGUACCACGUCAAGGCCCAGUAUAAGAAGAUGAGUGCCCAGCGKGCCGAGCUGCAGUCGUCUUUCUCGGGGAAGGCCACGGGGAAGGUCAAGGGGAAGGGCAACAGCCUGAAGGAACGACUGUGUCAGACCGGCUUCCACUACGGAGGCAUGUCCUCACCAGCCUGCGCUGCCGCACUGGGUUUUAACGAGGGAGAUGAUAUCUUGUUUUUUGAUCACACCCCUCCUCCGCCCCCGACGCCACACAGCCUAUCAGCAGCCAAGUUGGCUGCUCUGAAGAAGCUGAGAGUGAAGGGGGCUGGGCUGGCCAAAGAAGACCCCAACGCUGUGAAGAGGAAGAGGAGCAGCAGCACUGACAUCACCACCAGGGUACAGAAGAACCUGUCCUCGCCCGAUGGUGAACAGCCUGGGGCCAAGGAGGAGGAGCCAGCCCAGAAGAAGAGGCGGGAAAAAAUGGACUACGUCCAAUCAGAGGAGUUCAAGAAGAUCCUCAACGCCAAGUCCCGGCACGGGGCCGAGCUACAGGCGGCAGAGUACCAGCAGCAGGAGAGUUACUUUGACCCCCUGGUGAAGAAGGAGGCGAUGGAGGACAAGAUGAGGAGCAUCAGAGAGCAGAAGUGUCGAGCCGUCAGCUGUAAAAAGUGUAAGUACACAUACUUCAAGCCUGCUGAUCGCUGUGUGGAGGAGAAGCAUGAGCUGCAGUGGCACGACGCCACCAAACGCUUCUUCAAGUGCCCCUGUGGACAGAGAGCCAUCGCACUGGACCGCCUGCCACACAAACACUGCAGGUGAGACACGUACACACACACGCACGACAGUUUUUAUCACGGCCGGUUGUGAUA
Salvelinus sp. IW2-2015 is the source of this 2373-nucleotide messenger RNA. The record is from RefSeq and is a predicted model, not a curated record. NCBI's taxonomy places the organism in Eukaryota, Metazoa, Chordata, Actinopteri, Salmoniformes, Salmonidae.